UGACAAAUAUUCUCCUGCUCUCCAAGAGAAACUGUGUCUCGCUACUCUUUCAUUGACGAUUGAACUCUGCGACUACAAAGUAUGUCUGUGAAUGUACUGGCCUGAAUAUGUCAUUGUAUUCCGGGAAGCUAUGCGGCCUGUUUCAUUAAAUGUUGUCGUAGGUGUAUGCAAAAUAUGCUGUAGGUCAGUGGAUGCAGGGUUUCAUCAAUCAACUUCUCUUUGCCUUUGACAAUAGACACAAUCAAGACCUCGUAUCAUCAUGUCACAUCUUUCAAGGACAUUCAAAACAGGGCCUUGGGAAAUCUUUCAACGACAGUGACUGACAACCGUGGGCGACUGUGCAGGGCUCUAUUUUAUGGCGUUGACCGCAAAAUCAUAGCAUUUUGGGUCCCAACGUUCUGCCACUGAUUACUUGAAGCUUGAUAAGUCUCAGAGCUGCUUGUUCAGGUGUAGGCCUUAUUGCAAUAGCUUCAUGGUCUCAUUUUGACUCAAAGACCCAUAAAUCUUCCAACAGACAAGUCAAACCCUCCUUUAGACCUGUCUUUACCCUCCAGCGUGUCCUUUACCACACCUACUUCUCCUCGUUACAUCCUGCCUGCUUUAUAAUGCAGUGAACAGGAUUCAUACAGAAAGUACUGUACAUACCGUAUCUAGUCACUGUUUCCUGUCAGUCCUCCACUUCCUGACCUCCGGCAUUAUUGAACAUUAAUGAAGAAGCCAAGCGGAUUCACUUCCCACAUUUUUUUUUAUGUCCAUCUCUUAUUGAAGAAUGGAUCAAUCUCGCAACCUCAGCGGCUCUUUACGUGGAGUUUUUCAGAUUCAUCCAUCCAUUUUCUGUACUGUUCAGGGUCAUGGGGAAGCUGGAGUCUGUCCCAGCUGAUUUAGGGCAAGAGGCGCAAUACACCCUGGACUGAUCACCUGUCAAUCACAGGGCAGAUAUAGACAAACACCUAGUCACACUCACGUUCACAGAUUUUUAAAUUAACCACAACAGAGUCUCCUACAGUUGACAGGUACAGGUAUAUGAUCUCCACAGCAAAUCGCCAGAGUCUCUUAUUAGCGCUGGGUCCAAACAGUGCAUCCAGGCAAAUUCCUGAUGUACAUUUACAUAAAUUCCACAAGAUGGCAAUAGCUGAAUUUUAAGUAUAAUAAGUGGUCAGUAUCCAGCAGCUUUAUCUACCCCUGCAUGCACUUUAAAAUGUUGGUUGCGCUACUCAACUGUUGGUGUGAAAGUCACGCAUGUUACACUAGCCAUUCUGUUGUUUACAAUGAACUCAGUCGGAUUAAUGCAGGCUGAGCAGUUUGCUCCUUCUUGCUAUUACAACAUUGGUUCUUCUGCUUCUGUGUUGUGCAAUAUAAUUAACAAAUGACUGUAUAUAAUGUAAGGAGUUUUCACAUUUCAGAAAUAACAGCCUCACUCCGAUUGUCGCCUGGUUAACACCUCGUUGUCUAUGUACUUUUGUUAAAUAAACAUCCCAGCUAUAAUUAGACCAUUGACAGUAUACCAGGUCAUCACAGGAGCUGAGGGCGGUCCCAUCUGACUUUUGUAAUCUACCAUUGCAAAUAGGCAUUGAGUGAGAAUUGAUCGUACGCCGUUUACACCAAGGUCAGCUAUGUGAACCAUUACACUACCAACAGCCCUUAAAUCAAAUGAGCUUUCUUCUCAUUGCCACACUGAAGUGAUGAUUCUCUGUCCGCCAGUGGAUGUGCUGUGUGAUUAGCUCUACCUACCUACUGUGAAAGCCAGUUUUGGAAUGAAUGUGAAAAGUUUGAGAAUAGGACGUGUCCGUGUGACAGAUGCGAUUAUAUCAUUCCCACAUUCCCAUUGCACAUGCAGUAAUUACAAAUGCAACACGUGAUUGUAGCCAGAUUGUACCUCCAGGCUGUGUGCUUGCUUGUGCAUGUGUGUUGAUUUUACGCUCGGGGAGAGACAGCGGACACAUCUGUGACUUUGUCCAAUGUAACCGACUUUUCCGAUGCCGCCACGUCUGGGUUUUUUUUUUGUACUUCUUCUAAAUUUGUCCUCCCAACACACACGCUCUCGCUUCUAGAUUCUUCAUUUGUUAUUUGGACGUGUCCCUCUGUUGCUGUGAUUUUCUCCUCACGCUUCUCCUCUCCUUGUCUCGUCUCAAUUCAUUACCCUCCUCCCCUCCUUCCCCCAAUCUAGCUUGUGUAGUAGCCCUCCUCUGCUCCUCCCCCACGUCCAUCAUUCUUUCACUCACUGGCCCAAUUAAGCGUGGGGAGAGACACAGCGGGGGGAGAGUCGAAGAGGUGAGGUGAGGAAGAGGCGGAGGACAGACAAACGAGUGAAGGCAGUUUGAGAGUCAGUAUCUGAGCAAACAACUGCCACCAUCCUUCCAGGACACACACACCGUGAAUUGUCUGAACUUCACCUGGAACUUAAACAACCUCUGACAGCCUCUGAGGUGGCAGCUGUGGGGGCAGAGCGGCGAGAAGACAGUCCUGCUCACAUUCUCGAUGAGGGAACGCACGGAAUAACAAUCCAGCCUCUGUGAUGAGGAUGCUGUGUAGUCUCAGGAUGGCUGGAGAGAUACGACACAUGGAGGGAGACUGAAGAGUUGAAGACGUCUGUGACUGGUGGGGCGGUGGUGCAAGAUUGUUGACUUGCAGAAUCAGAGAGAGAGGAGGAUCAGGGAAAAGGAUGCAACUGUUCUUCCGAGAAAAGUGGGAGGUGGAGGGUCUGCAGACUGUGGGCAUCCUCUUGGUGGUGUGCAGCUCCCUCAAAUUGAUGCACUUUUUGGGGCUUAUCGACCUUACCACGGCAGGUAAGACUAAUGACAGCUUAGAAGAUGACUUUGAGCUCUCCACUGUGUGCCAUCGGCCCGAAAGCAUGGACAAGCUGCAAGAGCAAACAAAGUUCACCAAAAAGGAGCUGCAAGUUCUCUACAGAGGCUUCAAGAAUGAGUGUCCGAGCGGCGUGGUGAACGAGGAGAAUUUUAAGAACAUCUACUCCCAGUUCUUUCCUCAGGGAGAUUCGAGUAUGUAUGCACACUUCCUGUUUGAAGCCUUCGACACUGACAAGAACGGCUCAGUUAGCUUUGAGGACUUUGUGUUCGGCCUGUCAAUCAUUCUGAGGGGGACCAUUAAUGACCGGUUAAACUGGGCCUUUAACCUCUAUGACCUGAACAAGGACGGCUGCAUCACCAAAGAGGAGAUGCUGGACAUCAUGAAGUCCAUCUAUGACAUGAUGGGGAAGUACACAUACCCCACUAUGCAGGAUGAUGCACCAAGAGAGCAUGUGGAGAGCUUCUUCCAGAAAAUGGACCGAAAUCAAGAUGGGGUGGUUACUAUAGAGGAGUUUAUUGAGUCGUGUAAAAAGGUAAGACACCGACAGGUACAGUAUUUCACAAAGGUGAGUACAACCCUCACGUUUCAGCUGCCAUUUUAUUACAGUGUAUCUUGGCUAUAGCUUAACAGUACAUGUUGGAAUUUGCCUCAGUGAAAUGCGGCUCCCCAGUGCUGGCAGCACUCAUGUAGCCCCACCACCAUCAUGCUUGACUGCAAGCAACACACAAUUAUCUUACUUGGUUGUGUUGCCAACUACUAAUCACUACAAUAUUGGCUCCGUGUUGAGUCAUAUUGAGUAGGUAGUAAAUCUAUACUGUUAUACAAGCUGUGUACUGACGAAAGUACCAUCAUUUACUGUGUAUAAGCCUCUACUUUUUUCUUAAAAUAUGAGCCUUGCGACAUACAGCAGUGCAGCUAAUUUAUGGCUAAGUUCUAAUCCAGUGACAUCUCCUUUACUUCAGAACUACUACUAAUGGUUUAAAUACUGUGCCGCUCGCGAGUCAGUGAGGAAACAGUAGCUUCUCCUUUAGCAGGAGCAAAUCACGAGCUAUCAGUGCACUUACGAAGAGCUUGUCAACCCAUUGGAGAUCUCAGAAGGUCAUUAUAUAUAUAACAUUAUAACAUUCUGACUCACGGUGUAAUCUUACAAAAAAACACUAAACUCAUCACACAGCAACUUAACACUCAAAAGGUACACUUGGGAAAUAUACAAACAUGUACCAAUACAAGUUUAAAAUGAAAAAAAAAACAACUCUUUUAAAGUUUUUCCAUAAUGCAUUGCAUCUGAGCAACACAUUCACUGGUGCCUGCUGGGGCACUGCAAUGACGUCAGCCUCCCUCUGGGAUCCGGUCUCCUCUGGCUCCCAUGGGGGACAGAUGACACCGUGAGUCAAACGGUUAUAUUGAGUAAUGACCUCCUGCAGUGUCCAAUGGGUUGACAAGCUCCUUGCCACAAUAUGACAUUUUAUGAUGUGGACAUGUGCGUUUUAUAAUCCGGUGCGGUUUACACAUCGGAAAUUACGGUACAUUCAAGUUUAAAGCCUUUAAAAUGCCAUGCUUUAUUUUAUUAAAAACAUGUUUUAAAAUGGUUUAAACAAUAAUACAUUUUAGACAUUCAGAAACAAUUACAGGCAAACGGUACUCAAUUGCUCAGUACUCAGUGCUCAGUUUCAACACAAACGCAGUUCAGCUCGCACUCGUCACUUCCUCCUUGUCCACCAAUAACAUUAACAGCAAGGUGCUUUCACGUGCAGGUAAACAACCUCAUGACUUGUGCUGCUGGCAAAUUUUCAGUGAAUUGACUUGUGAGACGGCGCUCUCUGUUUGAUUCAUAACUGCAGCAUUUUGUUCCCCUUGCAGAUAGCGCCAUUAAACCACUUUAUAUUUAAGUUACUGAAAAAAAUAUAUAUAUGAAGAAAGAAUUCUGUGAAUAGGCGGGGCUCUACUGUAACUUUUCUUAGAUACCGCAGAUGAGCUUUAAGUGACUUCAUCCCAAACUGUCCUGUCUCUCUAGGAUGAGAACAUCAUGCAGUCCAUGCAGUUGUUUGAUAACGUCAUCUAAGAAAGAGGCUCAGGGAGGGUGCUGGUCCCGGGAAGUGGGGGGUUCAAAGGUAUCAGGUUUGAAAACAGAGUUAGUGUGUGUGUGUGUUUGUGUGUGGGUGUGGACCUUUUCUGGAUUGGAAGCUAGAGGGAAGCAACAGCCCCCCGGUGAAGCAACAGUGGAAGACUCUUCCUCUCAUCCCUGUAUGGAGGAACACUGGAAAAGAAGGCAAGCAGCAGGCUCACAGACACGAGCACAAGCCCCCCUUCACCUCUUUGAUUUUCUUCCCCUUGCGGAUGGACCUCUAAGACCUCUAGAUCCAUGUGAUCCUGAUCCAGACUUUGUGCAUGGGGCACUGCUGUGAAAUAGAAGUCAAUCUGACGCACACACCGGUCGAGAGGGACAUUACUGACAAUUGGGAGGCUCAAACAUGUUUUGGAUUGGAACUGAUUUCAGUAUCGCAUGAUGAUGUCACUUAUAACGUUAUUUACCGAGGCGCUCCAAAGUCUGCUUGUCCGUCUGCUGUUUCCCGGUCAUCCACAGGUGCCUCACCCUUUGUGUGCGUGCAUGUGCAAGAGGAACGACCUCCGUCAUGGCUAUGGAAGAUUAGACUGGAAACACCCCCGCCCCUUUUCUCUAGUCAUAGGAUUGUGGUAGGAUAAUUCCUGGCCUUCCAAACAAUUCCAACAAAACAAUUGGUCCCAGUCGUUCUAGCCUUUAAAAUAAGCACGAGUAGAAGGCAAGGCUGUGUUUGUCAACUUGUUGUGAUCAGAAGAGUCAUGUCGUCAUAGCAGGUUCUUCCACUUUUAGAUAAAAAUUUAACAAACUAUCGUUUUGCAACAAAAUAGCAGGUUUUCAGAGUGUGAGGCGCAGCAGCGAGAGAAAAACAAAUAACGUAAAAUACAGUGGAACCUCCAAAGUGAAACGCCAUAAAACCCAAAAUUGUGUGCGUGUGUGUGUCGUCACAAAAGUGAAACAUUUCAAACCAUCGUCUUGUGACGACAAGACGACAUUUUAGCUGAGUGUGCAUCUCACAGAUUAACACCAUUUGUGCGUUUUAUUUCUUCUUUGCCAAAUUUGUUUCCACUGCAGAAAGGUAAAACAGAAAUGUGAUAAUAGACCCAAAAAUGGAACUGCUAAACAUACCUGUAGGAAAGGGUCUGGAUACUCAGUGCAAUAUUACCAAAACAAUGAUAACGCAAAUACGUUUUUAUACGCUACACAACGCAUUCAUUUUAGCAGUACUUAUGAAAUGGUACAAGGUGACCGUAUUACUCGGCAAACACCUUGCUGGUCCAUCUCCAUUACUGUACAGGAAUUUUCAAAUGGUGAGUAUCCAUCCAUCCAUUUCCUCUGCCGCUUGUCCAAACAGUGAGUAGUUUUACUUUAUUUUAGUUUUUAGUAAUUAUAUACAGACCUUAUCUUACUAUUAUUAUACUAGUAUGACAGUUAAGAAUGUUCAAAUGUAACUUAAAACAUUGCCUGUACAGUUAAUAAAAGGUAUUACUAUGAGUCAGGAACAAAUUCAUUCGUACACUACAUUAUUUCCUAUGGGAAUAUAGUGUUGAAAUUGUUUGACUUUGGAGGUUUGACAAUUUUUACAGCUUUAAAUGCAAAAUGGAUCAAGUACGGAAGGCCCCAGCUGGCUCGCUGUCGCACUUUCAAAACCCAUGAUUUACGGUAGGCUAAAUCCACAUUGUAAUUCCACAAAAAAAAAAAAAAGUGUGUAUGUACUGUUAAAAAUCCCAUCUUCCCAUUUUCUCUGUAACACCAAAGAAAAGACAUUUCGCUUGUCUAUUACAGGAAUAAAGAAAUGUGUUGUAAGUUGGCAAGGACCAAUCAGAACCCUUUUUUGUUUCCAGUCUUAAUGUUAACAGAUUACAUAUAAGUGCAUGAAGAAAUUGCUUUCUUCCCCCCAGAUGAAUGACUGUACACAAAUAGACAGCAAUAAUCACUUUCCACACCUUUCCGUGAGAGAACACGAUAGAAUCAUAAUCAAUUUUUAUUAUAUUUAAAUCUGAUUGCUCCUCGCCAGUCUUCAGCUCCAACAAGUGAGAUCCGGUUAUUCCCCGCAUGUAAUCUGUCUAGAAUACUGACAACUAACCUGUUCUACCGACUUCUGUUAGCGAGCCUCUCAACUAGUUGCAUUACAUAAUGAAAAUAUGUAUAUUUUGUACAGAUAUAAUAAAAUCACAGUUACUAUGCAAACUGACUGUACAUGAUUUUAUUAGUCAUACAUCAACAUUUUUAUCCAUAAUUUAUCAUGACUAUGUUCACAAUUUAUAUAUACAUUUUAUACAAUAAAACCCAGCUCAGCUUGAAAGCAGAGUAUAGUAGACACAAUUUUGCAUUUCAGACAUAAAAAAUCUUCAAGUCUUAAGCACUUGAAAAAGGUACUGCAGUGACACGAAAUGCUGUUCUUUCGUUAGCUCAAAACAAACCUGUGUGCAUAGAGGUGCUUUCUCACUGGGGGGAGGUGACAUCCCCUGGCUUCAUGAUUGGGCUACUCCUGGAUUAAAUGUGUCCAACAUUAUUUGGGCAUUUUUCUGAGCUCGGCCAGAACCCAAAUGGCCAGUGAGAGAAGUGCCACAGAUCCAGACUGGUGGGUUGCUGCCAGCGGAGUGGGCACAUACAGUAACAAGGUGCUGAUUCCCAGUGCAACCUGAGGAACCAGAACAUUGUUCAAGACUUGUUCUAGUUUCCAUGCAAUGGACUUGCUAUAGGCACAAUUACCUGUCCGUACGCCAUUGCUGCCAGGAGACUGAUGGCUAUCUUAGCUCUCCUAGGAAGCACCAUCCUUCUGGAGAAGAGAUAGAGCCCAGUGAUGGCUGUCAAAGAGGUGAUUGCCUGGAGAACAACAGAGGAAGAACUGUCUUGAUGAGAACGAUGAGCAAGGCACAGGUUACAAAGUGCCUGUUCUGACAAACUGACGCACAAACAUGUCCCAGACCAUGCUCAAAAAUAGACUUACCAAGAUCCUGUGGUCAAACUGAACAGUUGUGGGGUUUUCAAAGAAGUUCUUCAGGGUGGGAGAAAAGGCCAUCAGGUCAUCCGGGACCCAGCGUUCUCCCAUCUUAGGGAACGAGUUGUACACCAGGCCAGCAUCUAAUCCAGCGACAAAAGCACCUGAAACAAAUAUUUGUGUUACGUACUGGUGUGCAUGUUUGUUUGUUAUCUACUGACAUCUAGGGUGCAUGUACAUGUAAAUAAUCAUUAAAUGGCCAUUAGA
This is a messenger RNA of Dunckerocampus dactyliophorus (ringed pipefish), 8078 nucleotides long. RefSeq names its product Kv channel-interacting protein 2-like. Gene Ontology annotation, cellular component: voltage-gated potassium channel complex. The record is from RefSeq and is a predicted model, not a curated record. Bases 2663 to 3430 code for a protein of 255 amino acids. Gene Ontology annotation, biological process: regulation of potassium ion transmembrane transport. NCBI's taxonomy places the organism in Eukaryota, Metazoa, Chordata, Actinopteri, Syngnathiformes, Syngnathidae. Gene Ontology annotation, molecular function: calcium ion binding; potassium channel regulator activity. The transcript is spliced from 7 exons.